Molecule: messenger RNA, 3470 nt
Organism: Glycine soja
Lineage: Eukaryota; Viridiplantae; Streptophyta; Magnoliopsida; Fabales; Fabaceae
Exons: 7
Coding region: 77-3373 (1098 amino acids)
Source: RefSeq, a predicted model, not a curated record
GCGAGAGUGGUAGCUGCAGUGAUACUAGAACUGAAUGAACAGGGAGAGAGAGAGAGAGAGAGAGUGAACGAUAACGAUGAAGCUCUCCCUAUUGACGGUGUUCAUUGUAGCAAUAGCAUCGUUAUCUCUUAUUAUUGCUGGUUCAUCAUCAUCUCAAUUCCAGUGGCAGAUCCUCACCAAACACAAUUUCUCUUCUCAGAUCCGUCUCCAUCCUCACCUCCUCCUUCUCGUCACCCUCCCCUGGUCCGGCGAGUCUAGAUCCCUCAUCAACCAACUUUCACUCGCACUCGCCGCCAAGCCGCCGCCGCAGCAGCAACACUUUGCCUCUCUCAAACUCAUGCUCAUGCACAGAAAUACCGAGAAGCUUCUAGCGGAUUCCAUAGGUGCUACUGCUACCCCCGAUGAAACCACACUCUUUUAUUUCCAUUAUUCUGUUUCUUACAAGUACCGUGGAAGACUCAGAGCUCGCAAUAUUCUCUCCUCGUUGUAUCCUUAUAUAUCCCUUGCGCCCGAGGAGGUUCCUCUCGCGGCGCUCAACACUCCUCUGGAUUUCAGAUUAUUUGUUGACUCCACGGAAAGAGCUCUUGUUCUCGUUGACUUUUGUGGAUGGACGCCUAAGUUGCUCGCCAGUGAUAAUAACGGAACGCAAAAUGCUUUCUCCGUGCUUGGGAAUCACCAUGGAAUGGGUUUUAGCAGAGGGAAUAAUAGAAUGCCUGUGUCAAAGGGGAAGACUAACAAGAAGGUGGCUGAGGAGGACACGUGCAAGGCUGAACUCGGUGUUGAUAAAGGGUUUUGUGAAGUUCCUUGGCUGGGGGAGUUUACCUCGUUAAAUUAUGGUCCCUUGGAGGGCUCCAAGGAUAGGAAUCAUCAUGUUCUACAUUCUUGUUCAUCUGAAGAAUUUGAGCGGUUUCAUUCUUUCUACUUGAAAUUCAUGACUGUUGUGAGAGAAUACUUUUUGCCUCCAGAGAAAAAUAGAUUUGGCUUGGUUUCAAGUAGGUCUAUGCUUUCAUCCCUAGGUGUUGGUGAUUAUGGCCCAUGGUUUGCAGUUCACUACCUAGCUGGAUGUUCAAGUUGUUCAAAUAUUCUUAAAGAUGAGGAUGACCUGAAAUAUGUUUUGCAGAUGAAUAAUUAUUUUGUCAAAGAGCUGGAAGGUAAUGGACAUGAUCAAGAGCCCGUUCUACCAGCAAAUAAGCCAUCUGUACUUCUAUUUGUUGAUAGAUCAUCUGACUCCUCAGAAACUAGGGGGAAAAGUAAGGAGGCUCUUAAAGCUUUUAGAGUAUUGGCACAACACUAUCAUCGUGUGAAUCAGACUGGUAACAAGAAUAAUAACAGUCAUGACAAAUUUUCUAUUCGAGAUUAUCAUGGCUUCAAGAGUACAUCUGAACAUCCUAGGUUAAAGUUGUCUAGGCCAGCUCAGAAGAUUAAACUAAAGGAGAAGAUUUCUUCCAUCAUGAUUAUGAAUGAGGGUAAGCAAGUUAGUUUGGACAAUAUUCCUUUGGAUCUUCAAGGGAGUUCUUUGAAUGAUAUAUUGGCUUAUCUUCUCCAGCAAAAGAAGGAUGGAAAACUAAGCUCCCUAGCAAAGGAUUUAGGCUUCCAACUUUUAUCUGAUGAUAUUGAUGUCAGGUUAGCCAAUACACAACAAUCACAUUCAGAAGUUCAGUCAAAUCAAUUUCCAACAGAAACUUCUCAAAAAGGCCAUACAGAUAUUGUGAUGCUGGAUGGAGAUACAUAUAGAUCUGCUGGAGAGCUUGAGGAAAAUCCCAAAUCUACUGAGCUAUCUUCUCGGAAAGAUGAAGUAAAGAGACCUUCUAUUGUCACACAUGAAGAGAUAAAAUCUGUGGAAACUGAAGAAUCGAUUGCAGAUCAUGAACUUUCUACCGCUAAAUUUAUGCUACCAGAAACAGAUGAUUCUUCAGGUGGAAACAAGGAUGAGGGUGAGCAGGCUCAUUUUCUUGGUUUUAAUGGGUUUUUUUUCUAUUCUGAUGGUAAUUAUCAAUUACUUGAAAGACUCACGGGUGGUCGUGGAAUUCCAUCUUUGGUUAUCGUUGAUCCUUUUUGGCAGCAACACUAUGUUUACCCUGAUGAGAAAAGUUUCAACUUUUCUUCACUGUGUGAUUUUCUUUCUGAGUUUCUUAAUGGAACCUUACUUCCAUACCAGCAGUCAGAACAUGUUCUUCAAGGUCAAAGGGAGGCCACCCAUCCUCCAUUUGUUAAUUUGGAUUUUCAUGAGGUGGAUUCUAUACCUCGAAUCAUGGCUCAUACUUUCUCUGAACUUGUUAUUGGUUUUAACCUUUCUAACAAAGAAAAUACUUCUAAUUCAUGGAAUAAAGAUGUCCUGGUCUUGUUUAGCAAUAGCUGGUGCUCAUUUUGCCAAAGAAUGGAAAUGGUUGUUCGUGAAGUAUAUCGGGCCAUCAAGGGCUAUGUGGAUAUGUUAAACAGGGGAUCUCAGAAUGUGAAAGAAAAUUUGAAUCAUGUCAUGAUGAAGCUUCCGGAAAUCUACUUGUUGGACUGUACAUUGAAUGACUGUGAUUUGAUACUGAAGUCUGUAGAUCAGAGGGAAGUUUAUCCUGCUCUGAUUUUAUUUCCAGCAGAAAAGAAGCAGCCUCUUCUUUAUGAAGGAGAUAUGGCUGUAAUUGACGUUAUGAAGUUUGUGGCUGAGCACGGAAGUAACUUCCAUCAACUUAUAAGAGACAAAGUGGCAGUUUUGUGGGUAUCUGAAGGAGCAGUCAAGAAUCAGAACUUACAUGAUACUUUGCAAACUGAUAUCCACCCGGAAUCACUUCAUUCACGUAACAAAUAUCAUGGAGCCCCAGGUCCAGACAGAAUGCUAGACCAGGUGGUCAGACCUAACCUGAUGAAUUCACCUGCAUCAAAUGAACUGCAUGAAGCAUCACCUCACGUGGUUAUUGGUUCAGUGUUAAUUGCCACAGAAAAGCUUUUGGGGGUUCAUCCAUUUGAUGGAUCAAAGAUUCUCAUUGUUGCAGCCAAUCAAGUAACUGGAUUUCAAGGUCUUAUUCUCAACAAACAUAUACAAUGGAGUUUUCUGCCUAAAUUGGAAGAAGGCUUGGAAAAUUUGAAAGAGGCUCCUCUGUCCCUGGGGGGUCCAGUAAUGAAAACUGGAAUGCCUCUUUUAUCCUUAACUAGAACAGUUUCCGGAAAUAAUUUACCUGAAAUCAUCCCUGGAAUUUACUUCCUUGAUCAAGUAACAACAAUUCGUAAAAUUGAGGAGCUGAAGUCAGCAAAUCAACCGGUUGGGGAUUACUGGUUUUUCUUGGGGUAUUCAAGUUGGGGAUGGAACCAGUUAUAUGAUGAGAUGGCGGAAGGAGCUUGGAACUUGAGUGAGGAUGCAACGAGAAAUUUAAAUUGGCCGUGAUUGCCAUUUAUUGUCCAUCUUUACUGUUGUGCUAAUAACAUUUCUUUCAUCCUUCUAAAUGAUAGAAUUAAUUUACUAAGCAUACAGUAGAAAGUAA